Bombus huntii is the source of this 10833-nucleotide messenger RNA. RefSeq names its product blastoderm-specific protein 25D (gene Bsg25D). The transcript is spliced from 13 exons. Gene Ontology annotation, cellular component: centrosome. Bases 511 to 3897 code for a protein of 1128 amino acids. Gene Ontology annotation, molecular function: calcium ion binding. Gene Ontology annotation, biological process: microtubule anchoring at centrosome. NCBI's taxonomy places the organism in Eukaryota, Metazoa, Arthropoda, Insecta, Hymenoptera, Apidae. The record is from RefSeq and is a predicted model, not a curated record.
GAUUCGAUAUAUUUAAAUUGUGUUUAUCUUUUUUUUUAAAUCGUAUGACAUCAGGGGAAGUUUCAAACUUUCGGAGAAACUGUCGGAUUAAAUUUGAAAUUAAAAAUAGUACAAUAUAAAUAUGGAAUAUAUUUUGAUGCUGCAUACUCCUUCCUAUUUCGAUAUGUAUAUAAAUGGAUAGAUAGAGAUGUGUAUGCGUGAUUUGUGAAACGAACCUUACAAUGGAAUUCCACUUAUACGAACACCAUUUAUUAUAACAAAAUCUAUAUAGUGCCCAAUUAAAUGAACUCCUGCCAAUUUAAUUUGCUUAUCUGAACGUAAAUUCCUAUUAUAUGAGCGAAAAAUCAUAGGUAGUGGGGAGAAACAGUGAACUCCUAUUAUAUGAACUCCAGUUAUGUUAUGAGUAUGAGCUGUUUGUCCCCCGAUGAGUUCACAUAGAUGAAGUUCUACUAUAUAAUUUAAUGAUCUACCAUACUUUAUAACAUAUAAAAAAGACAAUGAAAGGAUGCCAUGGAUGAACACAACAAUGAUCCUUAUGAACAACAGCUUUACGCUGUGUUUCAAAGUUGUUUAACAAAAGGAGAAACUGAACUACAAGAGGAUAACUGGUUCAGUUUAUGCCAUAAGUUACACCUGACGGAACAGAGUGAAGAAUUAAAAUCAUGCAUUCAACAACAUAAACAAGAAAAGCAAUCUAUAUCAUUCCAAGAAUUUAGAGCUGCUUUAUUAACUCUAUUAGGCAAGACACAAGAUUCAGUUACACAGACAGAAAAAGAUAAUAUAAUAGAAUCACAAAAUGACGCAAAUCCACAUGUUGUAGAUAAUAAAUUACCACCUAAUAAUUCUAGCUCUAAUGUAGAUUUUUUAAAUGGAAAAACAGGCGUGGCAGUGGAUGAGAAUAGACUAAAAUGUUUAUGGGAAAAAAUAAAUACCUGUUUGAAAGAAAAUGUAGAUUCUGCAACAAUCUUUUUUAUAUCUAAUUGUUUAGGAAUCCCAGCUCUUCCGAAACAAAUAUCACAGUGCAUUUUUGAAAAACUUGAUCAGAAUUGUGAUGGAUUAAUUAAUUUGGAUGAAUUUCUUGUUAUAUUUCAAAAUAAGGCAAUGGAAGAUCAAUUAACACUAGAUAAGAAUAAACAGUCUACAAAUGAAUUAACUAAAUUGGAUUUUAGAAAACGAAACUAUGAUAUACAUGCUUCUCGCAAAACUAGUUUUACAAGGAAUAAUACUUUUCUGGAUACAUGGAAACUUUCAAAUAUUACAAGUACAUCGUUAUUAACGGAUGGAAAUUUUAAAACAUCUGAUAUUUCUUUAACUGACUUAACAAGUAGUUUAUGUGAUGAAUUGAAAAAUUUUAAUGACUCAUUAGGUCACUCUGCCAUUCGAUCUCAUAUAAUGUUAUUACGAGAUGUUCUUAUACUAUAUCAAGAAGAAUUACACAGUUUAAACCUCGUAAUAGAGAAUAUAAAUGGUGAGAAGGAAAAGCUGCGUGUUGAUAUCAUAGAAGCUAAUGAACGAGCAAACACUCUUGCGCAAGAGAUUGAUGAGCAACAUGUUCGACAAGAAGAAAUUGUUCAAAAUUUACGAAAACAAAUUGAACAACGACAUGCUGAAACUAUACAAGAUCUUUCAAACCAAUUGAGUUCUGAGCGAGAAAUGAGUGCUAGUGUUUUGAAAUCAAAGGAUGACCAAAUACAGAUGUUGCAAAAAGAGAAUCACGAGAUUAGAAAUAAGUUUGUAAAUACGUUACAAGAGAAUCAAGUUUUAGAAACUGAAAAUGAGAAUCUUCGUAGUCAAAUAGAAAAACUUAAGCAAUCAAACAAUGAAUUCUUAACUCAAAUAAAAAUGUUGGCAGCAGAGCAUGAUGAGUCGCAAAAUAUAGAGAUAAAAUAUCAACAAGAAGUUAUGUAUUUGGUAGAGCGUAUCAAACAGUUGCAUUCAGAAACAGUUCUUUUACGAGAUCAAAACGAUGAACUUACAGCAGAACUAGACAGUUUAAAACAGCAUGAUCGUCAUAAUAAAGAUACAAGUUAUUGCAGACAGAAUAACCUUCCUGGCAAUCAUACAGCAAAGAAUAUACAGUCAAAUGAAACUGAAAGUAAAGAAACAUUUAUAAUCGAAGAAGAUGAUUUAGAUGUUGUUUUAAAACAUUCCACAUCUCCAUCUUAUAAAUCCAAUGAAGAAGAGAAUGCGCAAAAUUGUAAAAAGAUAGAUUUAAAACGAUUUAAAGAUAUAGUUAUAAAACAAUUAAAAAGUAUUUUAGUAAAUAAUAACAAGUGUACUUCAGAAAACUGUGCAUUUAAAGAUGAAAUAUCAGGAAUGAUCAUAGGAUUACAAUCGAAUUCAAAUACACAAUUUUUCAAAGAGACUGAAUUUAUCAAAAGCAUCGCAUCUGAGAUAGAAACAGAAUGUGAAGAAAAAACGAGUGAUUUUGUAAUUCCCAGACACAAGAAUUCCGUUUCUAUUAAACGGGUAGUAACAUCCAAUAAUAAUGAUAAUAAUUGUGAUGUUGAUUAUUUUAGUAAUCAAGAUAUGAAAAGUUCAUCACAUAACAAAGUUUCAAGUCUUAGAGAUUAUCCUCCUCGUAAAGAAGAGUACAUAAAUGCUGAUCAUUCAAAAUCAAAUAAGGAAAAAGAUGUUUUGAUCACUCAAUGCGCAAAGAUUACAAAUGAAGUUAGUACAAGAACUAAUUCAAGCUUAAUAAAAAGUGACUCAUCUGAAAGUGUUUCCUUAAAUUUGAAGUUGAAAGAACUUGAAGCAACUCAUGCUACUGAAAAAAAACAAUUGAUUGAACAAUGUGCAGAAUUAGAAAGAAGUCUUGAUAUGUUAAGAGUAGAAUACGAAGAGUGUGAAGAUUACUGGACUGCUAAAUUGGAGGAAGAAAGACAACUUUUUGAGCAGGAACAAAAAAUUAGUGAUGAGAAAUUUUCAGAACUUAUAGCUAAAAUGGCUGAGUAUGAAGAAUUAAUUAGUCCAGUAGACAAAGUAAAGAAUGGUGGACGUCUAUCUCCAAUUGAAGAAAAGUUUAAUUUAGAACAACAAUACUUAGAUCUUGAAGAAGAAUUCGAAAAAUGGAAAGCACAAAUGGAAGAAGAAAUAUCCCAAAAAGACAAAGAGAUUAAAAAUUUACACGAGAAAAUAAAAUCCUUAGAACGACCUAUAAUGACUGAUAUGUCUGUACAAGUUACAGAUGAAUUAAUUUUUCCGUCUUUAUUUACACGAUCAAAUUAUGUACCUAAUGAUUCGUUCAAUAUUCAACCAUCCAGUGAUUCGGUUUUGAAGUUAGCUCAAUGUAUCGAUAAUAUUCACAACCUUCCUGAAGAAUAUAAAUUUAAUAAAAUUCUGGAAUCUUCGACCUCGUCAAAUGACUUUACUCCACGACUAUCGAAAGAUAAUUUAGAUGAUGAUAAUUGUAACCUGCACCAAAUAUAUCCCCAUUAUCAUCACAAUGCAGAAUAUUAUUUUCUGCAGAAUACUUCGAAGUUGCAAAAUUUAAAAGCGCCAAAUUGUCAAUGCAUGCGAAAUGAUGCACAAGUAGCUUGUAUAAACAUCAAUAUAUUGCAAAAUUUAAGUAUGAAACUUCAGGCACAAGAGCGUAAAAAAAAUCAAUUGCAAGAAUGUUUGAAGAAACAGCAAUACCACACUGAACGUGUAUUACAACAUAUUAUGUCUCAACACCAAGCAGAGAUAUCUGAAUUACAAUGUCUUCUUCGUAGUACUCAAGAAAGACUUCAAAGAGAAUUUGAAACAAAUGCAGAGCAGGCUGAACAAUUGACACGAAAUGAUAUAUUAGUAAAACAUCUAUACACAGAAAAUGCCUGUUUAACAGCUAAUUUAAAACGUUUACAGCAACAUUACAAUAUCUUAACAGGAUUAAAUGCUGAAUCAUCUUCAAUAUGAUAUUACAAUCAAUUAUCAAUAAUGUAUAAAAGGCAGAGCUCUAUUAAUAAAAUAUUAGUAAUAAUGCUACUAAUAUUUUAACGUCAGAGUGUAAGUCAGAGGUAGAUACCCUAUCUCAAUUGUUAAUUGUGAUACAUACUAUCUUUUUUCAAUUAUAGUAUUAGAAUAACAGUAAACAAAAUUAAUAUUUUUUUUAUGAGUGCUCAUUUUAAAUCAUAGAAUAAUUUAAAAAUUCAAAAACAAGCAGUUGACAUUUUUUAAAAUUGAUAUACGUCUUUUAUUUUGCACUUUGAGAUUUGUGCAAAUAUAUAUCGAUAAUGUCGAAAUGGUUAUACAUACAUAUAUUUCUUGAAUUUCAUCUUGUGCAUAUGUGUAUAAAAAUAUAUUACAUGAACAUAAACUUUGAUACAAUUUAUCAUAUAACAUUAUGUAGUAGGUGAUAUUAUGUAAUGUGAUAAACAGAAAAUCUUGUUUUGUUUUGAGGAUUUAAGGACAAUGUACUAUAAAAAGAAUGAUAAAAUUAUCAAUAAUUAAGAGAGUUGAAACAAUUAGAAAUUUACAUUUAUGUUUAAAGCAAACAGUAUUUAUUACUAGACUCAAAUUGUUUCUAACGUAAACAGAGUUUGAAAAACUAGUAUGUUCUUCACUUUAUGACGUUGAUUAUUAUUGAUAGAAGUAUAUAAUCUGCCUUAUAAUUUGUAAGUUACAAUUAUAAGUAUAUCUCAUAAAAUCCUAUCGAAUUCAUAUUCUUAGAUCAUUUUUAUGAAAUUAAAGAAAACAAACAGUCUAAUUAUGAAUCAUGAUAAAAAAGACCCAAAUUAAUUAGUACAAAAAAUUAUUCUAUCAUUGUUACUAUUAUUUGGUAUUCAUUAAGUUAUUAUGUAUAAAUAGAUAUUUUUCAGAACGAUUUGGUUAGAUUCUUUAGCCUAAAUGCCAAAGAUAGGAAAUUUCUUAUUAUUAACUUUAUUAAACAAAUCAUUGCUAAAUAUGUUCGUUACUUGUUGCGUAUAAGUAAAUUAUUUUUUCUUGGAAGCUUAUUUUAGUUAUUACAAUCAAAUUACAAUAAAAUUAUUUUGUUCUUUUUAUAAGAUGCGUAUUUUUUAAACAUCGAGAAUAAAGCUUAUACGAAACAAAUACAUAUUAUAUACACAGUAAUAUUAUCAUUUAUAGUAAAAGUAAAAUAGCAGAGAAAAAACUCAAAUCUUAAUACUGAUUCUUUAGACUAAAAUUUCCUUCUGUUUGCUUUUUAUAUAUUUUUAAAUAUAAAAUUCGUGAGAUUCUAUUUAAUGUGAAGUUAAUUUUUAUGACAAUUAUGUUGAAUUUAUUAAUAUGUUUCAUUAAAAUAAAUUGUUAUUUAUGUUCUCGAAAUCCUCAAUGUUCGGAAUGGUUUUAAUUCAGUAUUACAGAUUUAGACCUUUAUUAUGCAUAAUCAAGAUUAAUACUAUCAUGAUCAAUAUUUUGGGUUCAAUUAUGUUAUAUUACAUAAUUCAAUAGUCACAUAAGAAUACAUAUACAAAUUACUGUGUGUAUUGAAUAUCCAACCAAAUAUAUCCGCGGUAUUGUAUAAUAUAUGGUCAUAUUUAGCUUUAUUUAGCAUAUAAUAAUAAUAGGUACUAUCUGUAUAUACCAUACACACACAUAUACAACUUACUUUGUAUAGUAAUUAAUCUAAUUGAGAUUUAUCUAAUUUUGAUCAUAUCGCUGCCAUAUAAAACAUUUUGUACAUGAUAUUUAUAUAAAUGUUUGUAUAUUACUAUUCUGCAGCGAACUAAGUUUCUUCACAUUUGCCUUAUUGAUGACUCUUACACAAUCUUUGUAAUUAUAUACCUGGUGCCUUAACGACUAUAAUAUAAUCGGCAAUAGGGUGAUUUUACGUCAAAAAACAAGUCGAAAAUAUACAAUAAAAUUUUUUCGUAUGACUCUUCAUUUUCAGAAAAUCAAGUUUGAAAAUUAAAUAUAUUUAAACUUGGCUAAUUAAGGACUAGGUAUGAGCAAACAAUCAGCAGGAAGUUAUUCUAUAUGAGAAAAGAAGUAUAAAAUACAAAAAUACAAAAUACAAUCUUUCCGUUUCAGUUUUCUAGAAAAUAGAAUUUGAACAUGUUUAGUUAUUAACUUACAUUCGUAUAAUAAAUUUCCAAAUUUAUCUUUUAAAACAAGAAAACAAAAUAGCUUAUGAAAAAAUGUUAUUUUACAUUUUUAACUUAUUUUCAAAUAUAGAAUAAUUUCCGGUUGAUUAUUUGCUUUUGCUCAGUCCGGAAUUAGUCAAGUUUACUUACAAAAUUUUCGAAUCCAAUUUUCUGGAAAGUGUAGAGUCAUAUGAAAAAAUUUUAUUCUAUAUUUUCAACUUCAUUUUUUACGUAGAAUCACAGUCGUUGGGACACCCUGUAUAUAUUUUUAUAUAUUAUAUUUCUUUAUUACACUGUUGUUAAAUUAUCUCGUCUUCAAGUAUUCUAUAGUUUUUCAUAACGGAAUUGUUAAACGGCAAUAAUUACAGUAAUACUAAUAGCAAAUUAUACGACUUUGAUGCAAUAAUUAGAAAUUUAAGAAGUAUAAUUUGUUUUAUUAUUACAAAAAUUAUGUUUCCUAUUGUAUUUACAUUGUAUGUUGUUAAAAUGUACAAAGUGUAUUAAUGAGUAAAGAGCAUGAAGGAGGAAAAAGCUUCAAAUCAAACUCAAAUUUUUUAUUAUUAUAUUAUACCUUACAAAUUUUGUUUAUUUAUUUAUAUUGCUUAUUUAAAUUAUUUAUAAUGUUUUUACUACAAUUUGAAAUGUAAUAAAUAAUGAUAAAAAGAGCACGGACUACUAAAUUGUGUAUUUAUAUUUGAAAAUCUAAUUUUUCUUAUACCUUUCUAUAAUUUUAUCUUCUUUCAUUAUAUCGUUAAUUUAUUUGAUUCAAUUACCAUUGAUAUAAAAGAUUAUUUGUUUUAAUUCUUAAAUGAAUCGAGUUUCUUUUCAUUCUAUCAUUUUUUAGAUAAGAGAAAAAUAAUUCAAUCAAGAAAAUGUAAUUAUGUUAUAAUUAUUUUUAUGCAGAUUAAUUAAAUUUAUAUGCAUAUUUCGAAGAAGUAGUAUUUAUUAGUAGUAUUUAUUACGUACCUUUCCAUCAGCAUCACUUAUUUCGGAGAAGAAUUAAAUUUAAAGGACUGCAGAUACGUGAACACGAAAGAUAUUAUUUAUUUAUAAUUUAUGAGGACAAACAAGUAAAUUUACAUAGGAAGGACACUUUCAGUAAAACACAUUUGCUAAACCGUUAACAUGUUUAACAUAAAGAAGGAAACUAAUCGGAGUCUAAUCACCAGCCUUGCUGAUAUAGUCUUUCACCAAACGGCGUUAUAUUUGAUGCGCCACAAAACAAUCUAAUCAGAAUUAUGAAACAUUCUCGAAGCGAAAGCACGAUAAUUAUAUGCAUUUUUUGUUACUAAUUAUACUAACACUAAUUUUUCGUCGCUUCGUAGCGAAAAAUAAAGGACUUAACGUGAUCUUCAAAUGGACACUAAACAUUCCUAUCUCUUUAUCUGUUUUGUCUCUCGUUCUUUCGCUCGCUCGUUCGCUCUUUCUCUCUCGCGCGCUCUCUUGUUUUCAUCUUAUUUAUUCGACCGCUUUUUUCUUUCACUUUCAAUUCCUCUAUACGUAAUCUAUAAUAGCGUCAUAGUAAACUAGUAAGGUACAAACAGGAGUUUUAUACAUGGUUUCACGAGAGAAUACAUUAAGCUCAGGUCUUAUCUCUACUUUUACGAAAACAUGGUCCUGUGUGUGUCCAACUUUGCGAGACAAAUGUUUCGUUUGGAACCCUCCGGCGAAUCCUUUUUGUCAUUUCUUGAAAGAGUGAGCGGAAAUCGACGGAAAUCGGCGCGAGUUUAAGAAUGCAAUUUUAGACACGCACGCAAGACAAACUUCGCGACGUUUACUCGAAAAUGCUGACGCGAAUGAAUUACGCAAAUUAAAAAUCGGAAAGAAACGAUUCGUUGAUAGAUGUCGACCGGACAACUACUUCAUUCAUCUAAUUAUCGAUAACGAGAAUACGAAAAUCCGUUGCUCAUAUUAGGCAUAUUACUAUGCACGUGUACUUACAUGUUAAACUGUACGUAUAUUCAAUUCGAUUCGUUUCGCAAAAAUGGUCGACGUUGUUUUGCUUUGGGAAUCUAACUUAAAAUUAAUAUCGGUAUAUAAUUUGUGACAUCGAAAUUAAUAUUUUAUUUAUUGAGCAAGGAUCUAAAACAUUCUUUCUUCUUCUCAACUAGCGAAACUAAGGCUAUGACAUUCAUAUGAACGAUUAUUCGUGCACGCUGCUUCGAAGAUGAUAUAUACGUUUACUUUACGACGAGAAGUAAUUUAGAAGGGAUUUGCGAUUGUGCAUGCUUACUUUCGUGUUUUUUUUUUCUUUUUUAAGAAUCGAAAACAGCAAAACGAUUAAAAAGAAAAGAACAAGUAUGUUUUUUUAGACUAAUCAAAACAGAAGAACAACGAAUCUAUCGAUACAACAAAACGAUUAAUGCCCGAUUCCUUAAAACGAUAUUAUACGAAAACUCGUCGGAAGUUUUCUUCUCAACGUCAUGGAAAACAUCGUGCGUACAAUUAACGCUAAUAUUCUCUAGAAUUAAUGUAUAUUAUUAUCUAAGUAUUCUUUCAGGUAACAACAUCGCAAAAAAAGCUUCUAAAUGUCAAUAUUACACAGAGAGGUUAUGUGUUACAUAUUUGCAAUGCUAUAAGUAGUCACUGGUCAAACAGUUUCCAUUAGAAACGUCUGUCUCUUGAAAUUAAACUAGUACGAAAGAAAAGAAAUACAGUUUCGAAGGAGAGGAGAAAGGAAAGACCUAAAACAAUGGGCAUCGCAACAAUAUUUUUUACUAAGUACGAAAACUAGCAUUCUGCAUUUAUACUCGUUACAGAAUUCGAGGAGUUUCCUUCGAAGCAGGUGCAUCACAGUUAUACAGUUUGUUUAGCGACUGGGUUUUCUAUCUAAUCGUAGUUACGCCUUACAGCCUUAAAGUCUAAUAUCAUAAUUUGCCCGUGUCCACGGGUACGGUAGGUACAAUAUUAUUGACAAUCAUUAAGACGGAUCCUACUAUUUAAGUAUAAUUAGGUACAUUUUGUGCAAGGUAAUCGUUGUGUGACAGAAUAUAGGACAAGUGGCUACGCACUCAAACGACUGAAGCGUCUUUGUAAAAUGAUGCCGUAUCUCUCUUUUUCUUUCUCUUUCUCGUGUGCACAUAUACGUCUUGCCUCUAUCUAUACUUUUCGAUCAUUUUGUUCGUUUCGUUCUUGUUUUUUUCCUUUGUAUUUCCUUCCGUUAUAGCCAGUAAUUGUUCAUUUCUCUCGAAAGACAAACGAAACAAGAGGAUCCGACUCGUCUGGUGUAUAAAGUAUAUAAAGGUUUCUACCACAGCCCAUUUAACGAUAUAUCAUUCAUAUAUAUAUAUAUAAUAUAUAUAUGUAUAUAAUAUAUAUUAUUGUUAUAUUAUCAUAUACGUAUCAUUAAUACGAUUCGUAGUGUACAUUGAAACGUAAACAUAUAUAAUAUAUAUAUAAAAAACACUAAGAACGACAGAUUUAAUUUUCUUUCCUUCUCUCUCAUAUCCAAGCUCGCGCAUCUGUUACGCUAUUUGCUUCUCUGCUCUGGCCCUCGUUCUUUUCCUUUAUAUUUUCCAACGUCCCUUUUUUCUCACAUUCCGACAAAUUUUUUCACGAUCAUCCAUAUACUAUUACGUUUACCCGGAACACUGUACGAUCCACGUUAUCGCGGUAAACAUCUAUUCACUGGCGCUUAUGUUAAAGGAUGCCGAAGAAUUCUCUUGUCUAAACGUCGAAGAAAGGGCUAAUAAGAAAACGUCGUUUUAAAGUCCUUAAGAGUUCUCUCUGAUUUAGUUGGAUUGUCGAUUCAGUUUCACUUGAGAAUAAAUAAUGCGACCUUUUUGGGUUAUUAGCGUUGUAAAAUCACAGCCCAAAAGCAUCGAAGAAGUUGAACAAACGAACAAGCUAGAGAGUCGAUCAGACACGACACGUGCGCCAAUCAUUAUUAUUGCCGUUGCCUCGUCUUCGAUUCGAGCAAACCUUUUGUUUUCGUUUUGUCACACGUAAACAAAUAAUACGAGAGAAAUAAGCUCAAACGCAAACGGAAAAUUACGAAACUAAUCGAUGCUGAAGCAAAAGCGUACGCGUUGAUAUUAAAAAUUGGUCAAAUUGUUUCUUCUUUUCCUUCUCUUUCUAAUAUUUAUAAGUUUCUUUUUCUGUUUGUCGCUUUAAAGGUCUUAAAUUGUUUAUAUGUACGCAAUAAAAAAAAGAAAGAAGAAGAACCGUAUGCUAGUAAGUGACAUUUGAAAAAGUCGUUAAAAAAUGCUUUCUCGAGUAAUAUGAAAAUAUUCGAAUCUGCAAGCAAUAUCGGUAAAUAAUAUCAAUCAAAAACGCUUCAGUUGAGAUUUAAUCGAUUAUCCGAGAGAUUUCGGGAACACAAAUAAGAAAUUUGUAAUGGAAUUCUAGUAAAAACCACUUUUAUUGUACCAUUGUUCUAAUUCGUCCCAUACAACAUCUGCGAAUCGAGCGUCAUCGCUUGGGCUAAAAUUAUUGAUGAUAUACCUCGGUUAAUGAUUCUCUCUCUUUUUUUUUCCGGCAGUAUAUAGUGUACUUUAUCGCAAUUAGUCUCCUGACACGAACCUUUUCUCUUUUAAAAAACAGUCGUAGAGUAACACAACGUUGAUACGAGUUAAGCGUAACGAAUAUAAAGAUUCAUCGGGUAUAGGCAAACGUACACGAUCGCUUGCGAAAAAACGACGACGAGAGUGAAUGAACGUAUCUUUUCUUUUUCCUCCUCUUUCUCGUGUUUUGCGAUUCGCUGGCACUGUCGUAAAUAACAACACAUUUACACGAAUAUUAAUGCAUCCGUAAAAAAAUUAUUUUGUGCAGUUUACAGAAGGUGGGAGUUACCGUCGUUUUUUUUCAAGAA